Molecule: messenger RNA, 270 nt
Organism: Toxoplasma gondii ME49
Lineage: Eukaryota; Apicomplexa; Conoidasida; Eucoccidiorida; Sarcocystidae
Exons: 1
Coding region: 1-270 (89 amino acids)
Source: RefSeq, a predicted model, not a curated record
AUGGGGAACCUCCUGUCCUCGCUGCUUCCGCCCAGAGUCCACAAGCGCCUGAAUCGGCUGUGGACAAACUCGUACUGGCUCGUGAGCACAGUCGCAUGGGUCGCGUCGACUGCGGCCAUCACUCUCGCUGCGCCAGUCAUUUUCCAUUACGAGAAAGAGUGUCAAAUGUUUGAGACGCAGGCUCAGUUCUACCAACAGCAACAGGCGCUCUUGGCAUCCGGCGUGGCUGGUGCAGCAGCUGGCGCAGCGGGGGCGACUCCUUCGGUGUGA